Molecule: messenger RNA, 522 nt
Organism: Metarhizium brunneum ARSEF 3297
Lineage: Eukaryota; Fungi; Ascomycota; Sordariomycetes; Hypocreales; Clavicipitaceae
Source: RefSeq, a predicted model, not a curated record
AUGCCCGGCGACGUCGAAAAUGUCAACGGCGAGACUGAAUCCCUCCUCGGCCGAAGCCGGCAUCGAGUGAGGCGCUUCUUUGAUGGCUUUAUCGACUUUGCCUUCCAGGGCAACAUUCUCCAAAUCGCCUUCGGCUUAAUCAUCGCCAACAUCUUCACCGACCUCGUCAAGUCCUUUGUCAGCGCCAUCCUCAUGCCCCCUCUCGCCAUCUUGUUCCCCGUCAACAAGAACAUUGAGGAAAAGUUCGCGGUGCUCCGACCCGGAGACGGGUACAACAGCACGACGGGGUACAACACGCUGCGCCAGGCGUUGGAUGACGGCGCCGUCGUCAUGGCCUACGGGUCGUUUAUUUACCAGGUCGUCUCCUUCAUCAUGGUGGGGUUCGCCUUGUAUGGGCUGGCGCACAUAUACACCUUGAUCUCGCAUGAUCCGAUCAUCAAGCAUACCAAGAAGUGCAAGUACUGUCGAAAUCGAAUCAAUGAGAAGGUAAGGUCAGGAGCUCUAGUGCUUGCGCUGUUUUAA